This is a messenger RNA of Lytechinus variegatus (green sea urchin), 8260 nucleotides long. RefSeq names its product ubiquitin-conjugating enzyme E2 H-like. Lineage: Eukaryota; Metazoa; Echinodermata; Echinoidea; Temnopleuroida; Toxopneustidae. Gene Ontology annotation, molecular function: ubiquitin conjugating enzyme activity. Gene Ontology annotation, cellular component: nucleus. The record is from RefSeq and is a predicted model, not a curated record. The transcript is spliced from 7 exons. The coding region runs from base 239 to 922 and encodes 227 amino acids. Gene Ontology annotation, biological process: ubiquitin-dependent protein catabolic process; protein polyubiquitination.
UUGAAUCAUUUCCCGAAACAGGUAAGAUGUCGUUCGGAUAAACAAGCAUGUAAAGUUGACACCUGAAAAGGGGUAAUAUUAAUAGCUCAUACCAGUGAAUCAUGUAUUAUGGAAGUUAUUUUAGAUCAAUUCUUGCGUUUGAAUGACUUUAAAAUAGAAUGACUGUGAUAAUAAAAGGGACAUUUAAGUUUUUUGGUAUUGAUCAAUCAAUUAAUAGGUCUGUUUACCCCUAUCAUAAAUGGAAGAGAUCACUUCUGUCAUUGUUUUGGUUCGUUCGGCAAAGUUCGGUUUUUCUGCGAGUUGCUGUGGGCGGUCUGUUGUAGAAAUCAGCUGUGUUUUCAUUACAGAUAACAACCCAGAAUUUGCCUUUUCCAAGAUGUCCUCACCACCGCCGAAUAAGAGAAGAAUAGAUGCAGACAUAAUGAAAUUGAUUGAAGGAAAAAAAGAAGUAACCAUUCUAGGAGGGCUUAAUGAAUUCAUUGUCAAAUUCAAUGGACCUGAAGGAACACCAUAUGAAGGAGGGAUAUGGAAAGUCAGAGUAGAUCUACCAGACAAGUAUCCUUAUAAGUCACCUUCUAUUGGCUUCUUGAACAAAAUAUAUCAUCCAAAUAUAGAUGAGGCUUCUGGGACAGUCUGUUUAGAUGUUAUCAACCAAGCUUGGACACCGUUGUAUGAUUUAUCAAAUAUAUUUGAGCAGUUCCUUCCACAACUACUGAGCUAUCCUAAUCCGGUAGACCCUCUCAAUGGAGAUGCUGCAGCACUGUUCUUGCACAAACCAGAUGAUUAUCAGAACAAAAUCAGGGAAUAUAUUAAAAGAUAUGCAACAGAGGAAGUACUGGAAGAGCAAGAGAACCCUUCAUCGUCAAGUGAAAGUUCCAUGAGUGAUUAUUCAGAAGAUGAAACAGAAGGAAUGGAGCUAUAGCACUAGCCCCCUCCCUCUACCCUUUUAUUCCUACCCUGUUCCCACCCACCCCUUGUCCUUUUGCAAUCUUAGCCCCUUUUUUGUACAGUAAUCCCUUAAAAUUGAAAUGUUUUUAAAGAAGAAAUGUGGAAGUGUCGGUUAUACCUAGUUCCAAGCCAUGUGAACAUUGCUGGGAAAAAGAUGUUUGUUUGAUUAUAAUCCAGCACCAAUGAGUUGGCAAAUUUUAUAUGGUUGCUUUCAAGAGAGCUCAAGUCAUGAUUUGAAUACCAGGUUUCCAUUAGAAAAAAAAAUCUAGUCACAUUUGACUCACCCAAUAUUUGCAAGUUAAAAUUGACACACUACUGUCGAAGAUGAUUUCUUUUACAAGGUCCUACUGUCACAUUUUUCACAUUGGAUAUUGUCAGAAGUUGACAUGAUUCUAGAAAACACAAUCUUGAUUGAAACAAUCAGAUUUCAUAGGCAAUUCCAUAAAAUAAUAAAUCCUUUUGUAAUUAUUUUACCCAUUUUUCUCCCUAUUUAGUUCACUUCACAAACUGCUCAAGCCAUGAUAAUUGAAGAGGAUUAAAACUUUUCAUAUAAUAAUAAUACUACUGAAUAUUUAUAAUGCACCAUGUCUAUUAAAGUUGACACUCUUGGUGCAAGAAUAUCAAAAAUCUGCUACCAUUUGGUACAUCCUUUCAGAGUUUUUGUGAAUUAUGGCACCAAAAGAUAUUUUUUAUGGAAGUGUGUCAAUUUUGAUGAGAAUCGUUGAGAAUCUGCAGGGGAACCUGUUCAGUCACAGACUAUACAUUUUUCUAUUGUAGAAGGUUUUUUUUUAUAAGUAAGCCAUCAUUUUAUGGAACUUUCUGGUAUUAUGCAUUGGUGCUAUUGAUUUUGAGAAGGCAUAGUAUUGAAUCAUAGUAUUGAAAUCUUGCCAUCAAGAUUUCUUGAUGGCAGAAUUCUGUCUACUCAAGAAAGAUUGUAAAUGGACGUCUCGCAUGAUGGAAAAUGUGUAGUGUAAAAGGGGUUCCCCUCUUCAUCACAGUACCUGUGUAUUCAAAAGCACUGCACGUUAGCUCUUGAGCUUGAUUUGAUUGGACCAGAAUUUUGCACACAUGAACUUCUAUCAAGGUAUAUAAUAUAGCAAUGAAACUAUCGGCACUGAAGUCUGUGUUGCAUAAAACCAAAUUCAAACAAUAUGCCAUUUAGAUUUAAAUACCUUCCAGCUACGAAAGAAAAAGUCGACUGUGUGAACAAUUUUUAACAUUUUUUCAACAGCGGAAACGUAGAGAAAAAAAUAAAUGGGCAAAUGGUUGGCCUGAUAUUAGCCAUGAAUUUGCGAAUUCCCAGCAAUGUGAACAUGGUCAAAGUUGAACUUACCACUGUGUCAGUUCUUUGCUUUCUAAUCUUUUUAAAGAUCUAUUUUUAAAAUGUAUCGAUAUGAAUAGAGUAUUUAUUUGAGAGGAGCAGAAUGGGAAGCUAGUAUGUUGUCUAGCAUGGCCUUGUAACAUAGCUAGAUACCAUUUACAAUUGAUUGGCAUUUUUAGAAAGGUUUGUCAUAGAUAAUCGAUUGUAAAAUUGAUUGUUUUAUGUUACAGGGCCUAGAUGUUAUAUAAAAGUCUAAAGUGUGGUGUCAUGAAUGUAUCUCGUCAGGUGUAGCUCUAUGCUUUUUCUCAUCAACAUAUUAUUUUUAUCUUGAAAUCGAAUCGCUCUUAUUUCUUCUUUUUCUCAUUUUUUUUAAUCAUAAGAUGAAACUCAAAAUCACUGUGUAUUUGUUGCAUAAAAGGAUAUAGAUUUGUGGACAUUUUUUUUAUUAUUUGAUUUGGUCAUGAUGAUGGUUUGCUUUUUAAGCAGAAGUUUCCCUGUAAAAUUUCACUGAUACUAUAAAAGAAGAGAAACUUGUUUAUGUCCUGUGAUAAUUCAGAUUUCCCCAUAUGGUUUUCAAAAAUAAGAAUAUGUUGUGAGAAUUACAGUGAACCUUUUUCUGUCUUACUCUUAUGUAUUGAUUUUUUCAAUUUCAUUGAAAUAACCUCUGAAACUUCAUAAACGAAAUAGAUAAAGACCCUCAGCAACACUGUAUGAAACUGAAGAACAGAAAGAAAAAUGGUAUUAUAAUCUUGGUCAAUGGAUUUUUGCUUUAACAGGGAAGUUCCAUCCUGUAGAUUCAUAUGAUUUAAACCCUUGAACAAGUUGAGUAAAACAAUGAUGGGUUAGAAAGGUACAUGUGAUGAACAUUUGAGGGUGAAAUUUAAGGUGAUUUUUUUAUAGAAAAAUAAAGUAAAAUUUCACAAAUAAGCAUGUUAAAGUGUUUCCCUAGUGUCCUAGUAUACCACACCCAAAGGUAUUAACAUUAAAUUCUAGAGUUUAAACUGCAUACCCAAAAGUGUUAAGACAACAUUAAAGAAAGAGGUUGUAAUAAACUAAGUAACACCACAAAUUGAUUACCAGACUAGGGUAGUUGUCUAAACACUGAUUAACACCAAAGUGUUUGCAUUAUAUGUUUAUUUUUUUUUACCCAGUAAGCUUUAUUUUAGAAUGUUUGAAAUGAUAGUGCUGUGUGUAGAAAAAUCACUCCCAAGUCAUGAAUACCAAUCAUCCACUUUGAUAUAACUUUAAUUUGAUUCUUAGAUAUUAAUUUUGGAUUACACAUAUGUCAAGUGUUCUUAAAUAUCUUUGUUUUAAAGAGAGAGAGAGAGGGAUGGCUGUUUGACUUGAAAGCUGCAACUUUAACCAAAUGAUACAUAUAAAAUCCUCCCUCUAAUUUUGCUGCUUGAGUGUGAAUGUUAUAUUAAUUUCCAAUAUAUAAUUUUAUUAUGUAUUAUUUAUAUUGUUAAAGAUUAAGAAGAACUCAAACUCAUGUUCAUAUGUGUAAUUAAUCAGAUGGAAAAUACAUCUGAGUUCCAAUCAAUUGUUCCAUACUUAACAAACAUGCUAGGUGUUUACUAUAAAAACACAUUGACCCCAACUAAAUCAAUUGAAAAAAAAUUGAGCAAUUGUAGCAAUUUGGCGGUGUUUCCGUAAGAUAUUACUUAAUAUACCUCCACAUAAAUCCUUGUGGUAAUUCAUCAGCUUAAAGAAACAAGGUUUCUCAAAUCCUAUAACCAGUCUGAAUUUCUUAUUCUUGGCAUCUGCAUUUCUUUACUGUCAAAAUUAUCCCUUUUUUCAUAUACCAUUAUAUGAAUGUACAUGAGUUGGUUCUCAACAUGCUUUUUAUCAAUGAAAGACUUUUUAUUUUAGUUUUUACAUUAUUUAAAUCUUUUGGAAAGAAGGAAACGUAUAUGUAUUUCAAUAGAACUCAUUUGUUUUAGAUAGUAGAUAAAUAACGUAUCAAAAAUAAUGAAAUAUUUUGUUAAAGAUGUCACAAACAUUGUUAAUUUUCAAAUUAAUUCAAUAUUUUAUAGAACUUUUAUACAAUCUGUAAUUUAAGUUAUUGCAUCCUUAGUGCUACUGAAUGUAUUAAGAUAAAACGCUCUAUUUUUAUUUGAAGUUUCAUUUUCCAGCGGCUUAUCAUCUGAAUUGUUUCUUGCCUGAAAGUUGUUAAUUUUUAAGGCUUGGUAUUCAGAAGGCCCAUGAAAUCAAUAUGAAAUAAAGUUCAUUUAUCUGAGAGAAAAAAAACCCUGUAAUUUCAAACAAAGUCUGUUUAAUGGAGGAUGAAAAAAAUAUGUCCUCCACAGAUGGUUUCAGACUAAAAGAACUGAAUAAGUUCAAAUAUCUUUUUUUGAAAUAGAUAUGUUUAUUUGUCAGAAGUCCAAAUAUGGUUCUGGAAAUACGUACAUACAGUAUGAAAAUGGGGCUCAUCUGUCUGGAAAAUCAAAGUACGGUCCCUCAGACCCAGUUUACAGUACUCAAAUUAUAACGUGAUAAAUGUGUGCCACACCUAAGUCGAAAAUAGGGGGCUCUGGAACUAAAUCAUUGCUUAAAAUGCCAUGCUCUGGAAUUGACCACAUCAAAACAGGAGGUCUCCACAUCUCAUAUGGUAUCUAUAUGGUAUCACGGUAGUAGAACGAGAAACACAAAUUUGAGUGUCUCUGGAUUGGGAAAAAAUAUAGAAAUCUUUAUGGCUUUCACAGAGAUGCCAACCAGUACGAUUUUAUCGUAUUUAGUACGAUAAAACAAUUAAAAUACGACAGUACGACUUUGGCCAUCAAAAAUACGAUUUCCCGACUUUCUGUCAUUGUCCUGUUUUUGUCCCAUGACUGGUCAUGUUGAGUUUUUGUGAAAAUCUGAUUUUUCACUAAAAAAUAUGAUUUUUGAGGAUAUUCAGUCUGAUUUUUUGUGUCAAGAGGUUGGCAUCUCUGCUUUCUAAAUUGGCGAUGCUCUGGAAAAUGGGGUCUCGACCGUGGCACAUACUUAUACAUUUAUACUAACCUCUAUUGUUACCAACUACUUCUAACUUACCGUGGCAUUAUUCGGCUGCAGGCAUCACAGACAUGUCCAGACUAGGCAAGCCAUAGCCUAGCCUAGCAUUUUUUCUUGUCAUUAAUGACAAUUUGUGUUUAAGAAUUAGAUCUAUAGAUCUAAGCCUGGGGCCUAAGUAACGUUGGAAAGGUACUAGCAAUUUGAGGGUGCUGAUUCAUUCAUGGCAUGCAACACGAACGACCACAAUUUUGUAAAGAACAAGUCCACGUGCAUGUGUACUCUUAUUCUUAAGACGCAAGUCAUGAAUAUUCAUAUUGGGGUUCGGAACUACUGUGGGAAAAAUAAUAUUGCAGCCUGGUCCUGCACUGUAAACAGGGUUUUAGUCAAUAAAUAGAAUGAGUUUCAUUAGACUUAUGAACCCAGUUUUCCAUUUUGCACAUACAAAUCCCUACUAAUAAAACAUUUUGUACAAUUGGUCUUACAAACCAUAGAUAUUUUGGGGGUCCAAUUUUAUUGUCAGACAAAUUAAUCAUAUUGUGUGUUGGUACAAGCAGACCUUGGCAAUAUAGAUCUUGAACUCAUUAUUGGAUUUUGGGACAAUCAGAAUAUUUUGUCUUUUUGAGAUAAUAUCAUUCAGAAAUUAUUAACUUUAAAAGUAUUGCAGUAAAUGUUUGGAAUAAUGAACGUUAUUUCAUGUUGAGAUUGAAGAAUUCUGAGGCAUCCCAAUUUCAGAGUUAAGAAUCCCAAUCCUGACAACAGUUCAAAUCUCUUUAUGAUAAUAAGCCUUUAGAAUAAAAAUGAAAUGAUGAGUAUAGAAUGAUUCUGAGUGACAAACCAGUAGAUGUCUAAUUUCUUGGUUUUGGCCUGAUUUUUUAACCCUUGCAUGCUCAAUUUUGAAUGAUGCGGAUAUUUUUACUUUGUUCACCAUUCAUUUUUAUUUUUGUUGAUGAAGAUCAUGGAUCAAUCACUUCAUAAACAUUUUUCAGCAUUGCUUAUUAACAAUUAGCAACAUCAAUACAAAUGUUUUUUGGAAACUCCUUUUUCAGGCCAAACCUGUUAACUGGUACCCUAGAACAAUAAAGAAGAAUAUGAAAGAGAAAAGUGAUCUGUUUCAAGCCUGUCACAAAGUGUAUGUCAUCCCAAAUCCUUUAUCUGUAACCUGGUAUGCCCCCUCCCAUUUUCUACAUCCAUAACCUCUAUUUGUAUUAUAUGUUUACCUCUGUACAUUCAUAUUAUAUUUAACAAACAUAUGAAGAGAAGAUUUUUUGCUAGACUAUUUAAUUACUGUAGUUAGAGUGUGCAUUGUAGAUUAGGUAUUGAAAUGUAUUUUGUAGAAGACAGUUAGUUGAAUGGAGGAUGGACUGAUACACACCCAUUUUUAUUGACAAAAGUAUAUAUUCUUCUUAUUACCAUCUAGGUUGUGUAUUGUGUUGGAGGAAUUAUUGAUUUGUACGUGACGCAAAAUACAUAAGUAAAAUUGUUGAUAUUUUUUUAAUGAAAAGCUAUGAAGAGCAUUGUCAAAUGCACAUUGAUUGGUUGGUUUGUCAGUCAGUUAUUUUAAGUUUUGAUGGACUGUGGUCAAUAGAUGCUGCAAACCCCCUAUUGUAUUUACCUGUAUUUUGCUCCAUGUAUCAGUAGAGAUGUUUUCCCUCAAUUUACUUGUGAUAUUAGAGAUACAUGUAGGUCCUAUCAAAUAAUCAAGAGUUUUAAAAACAAAAUAUGAAGCUGUAACCAAAUUUCAAAUAUUCUGUAGAGUGAUCAGUUAUGAUAAUUUCUCUGAAUGCUUUAAUGUUAUUUUUAAUGAUUAUUUUUAACAGCUUAUUUAUUUUCACUUUUUAAUCCAUUAUUUCAAGUAUUGGCUAUCAAUCGCAUACAUUAUGCAUUAUGACUGUGUAUCUAAUUUCUUUAAUAUAAAUGAAUAUACCUUGGUCAAAACCAAGUAAGUAUGUUAUUUUCACAGUGAUCUUUGUCAAGAAGGCUUAUUAAAUUACAGUAAAACUUUGCUGAUAAGUUCAAAUAAUGCCUGCAGUAAGGAAUGCCAGAUGGCAUGCCUUCCAGAUGGGUGGGAUUCUUUACAAGUAAUGGGAAUUUGUAAUAAAGGUCAUUUCAUUUCUUAUCUUCAUUCAAUCAAGUUCAUAAUGAUAAAUUAAUUAGUCUGAUCACAUCACUUAUCUUAUCACCUAUCACACAACUAAAUCCUUUGGCCAGGAUUCGCAAAAGAGGUUUAAACGAGGAGGGGUUGCAAAACAAUGGAAAAGCAGAAAUUCAGUAAUCAUUGCAUUGUUUUCUAAAUUAUGCACCAAAUUAUGCACAAUCAUACAGUCAAGAAUCUGCACAUUCCAUUGUUUUGCAACCCACUCAUUAUAUAUGUGAUUAAGUUAUUUAUAAAGCAUCACUACUUUCUCAGUUUCCUAAAAAAAAAUCUUGGACUCACUGUGUACAAGAGUGUGUUCUAUCAUAAACUGGUAAAAUUCUGAUUGCAUAUAAAUGUAAUCUAUUAAUUGAGGUUAAUUCAUAUCUCUUUCAGCACUACAAAUACAAACAGUAGAUAUGUCGGUUAAAGUGAGGGCCCAUUUCCUGAUUUUUUGGGUGGAUGUUUUGUCAUGCUUUACAUAUGAGUCUGUAUGUGAUGUAAUACUACCAUUGAUAACAUCUUUUAGUUUGUACUCUCUUGCCACAUGUAGCAGCAACUUUGCCCCUAAAGUGCUGAUGAUUUUUGUCAACACGACCUGACCAAGAUUGUUUAAGAUUCCACUUGUUCUAUUUUGUCAUGUUAACCAUUAAUGAGUACAUCCCCACAUGUUUGUGAUAAUGUAUAUUGUGAAUGAAUUGUUAGAACUGGCUGUACAUAUCUUGUACAUUAGGUACAUAGAAUGGGUAUAUGAAAGAAUAAAGCAAUGUGAAUGUUGAAGGCUCUGCAUAUAUAUUGAAACUUGGAAAACAUAAAGAAAGGUAGCAGAAGAGAACAUGUCAAUGUCCAUCUUUCAUAUUUUAAAACAA